Molecule: messenger RNA, 2887 nt
Organism: Dreissena polymorpha
Lineage: Eukaryota; Metazoa; Mollusca; Bivalvia; Myida; Dreissenidae
Exons: 9
Coding region: 1434-2447 (337 amino acids)
Source: RefSeq, a predicted model, not a curated record
UUUUGAGUUUAAACUUCAAACAAGCGAUUAAGGUACUAUGUCAUGUCGUGUAAUACAUUUGUUGGAUUUUUAGUUUUGGUUAGUGUUAAAAUUUCCAAAGGUGAACAUUUCAUAGUUACCAAUGAACAAACAAACUGGGACGGAACGCCCUGUGCACUUGGCGUUCCAAGCAUAUUUUAUACGGCCGAAACCGGCUGGAGAGUUAAGAAAUCAAACCUGCAACUAACCCACAAUUAUGAAGUUUGGAUCGGGUAUAUUGAGGCAACAUUUGUGUUUCAAUAUUUAGGUUGCUCUGAUGUUCCCCAAAUUGUGUCAGAAAACAUCACAUUUGUGAAUGAUGCUGGCGAAUGUUACUUUGCUUGCAGAGGUUUCUUCGGAAUUCAAAAUGCAUAUGUAAGUUUAGCGCUGAUUUUUUGUAUGCAUAGUUAUUUCGGUUGACAAUUCAUACACAAAUCCGAUGAAGUUUUAAUUGAGAUGUUAUUCUGCUAUUAAACAAGCCACAAAUUAGUCUAAUUAAUAAGAUACGUUCAGUAAAUUUCGAAUUCGAAACAUAUUCAAGUCCAAUAAUUCAAAAUACGGAGGGCGGCCUGACUCUUACGGGCCUGCACCGCGAUUCACGAUUAAAAUGAAUCUGAUGUAUAUCCUUGUUGAACUCGAGCUGGACUUAAGUACAUGUACAUACAAUAUUACUCUCUUUUAUAUUAAAAACAACAAACCUACGAUGCUAUUAAAUACAACAGAUGUAUAAUAUUCUGUUAUAAUCGUUGCUAUAUUACUAAAUAUAAAUUAAGUAAUUUGUCUUCACAUCCAAUGUCAAUUUUCCAAUCAUUUAUAUAUUAUUAUAUGAAAACUGUCGUCACAUUGAUCGCUAUAAUGUACGAAUGAAUACAUGUGUCAGUGGCUUUAAAAUGUUUUAAUUCCGUUAUUAGAUUUAAGUUGAAACCCAAACAAUCUUGACUUUCUAUCAUGGGCAACUUUGUAUUAUUUCAAAACCGAUUAUAUAAACUACUUAUUAAUAAAUGUAAGGACCCAUAAAUUCGAUGUAUGUAUUGACCAUGAUGGGCCUACUUAUGAAACCUUAACGGUUAUGUUAAGUCUAAUAGUAUUACAUUUUCCAUUGAUAACGUUCUGCUCACUCUAUAGGUUUACUUUCGUUAUUAGAUACUGUCUUUCUUAUUUGAAAUUCUUAUCAUAAAUAUUUGCCCAUAAAGUUUAAGGAAGAAUCGGUAAUGCUUUAAUUUUGUAAUCGGUAAAUCGUUUUAAUCUAUAAAAUAAAGUGAAUAACAAUUUCAUACACAUUUAAUUUACAUUUACACUAUAAUAUACUCGAACAAUGACGUUGGCAUAACGUAACAAACAUUGUAAGUACGAAGAGUGUUAAAUAUAAAUUAUUUUCAUAAUUAUCAUAAUUUUCAUAAUUAUUAUUUAGAACAAUGCAUUUAUUUAUUUAUUUAUUUAUUAUUUUGACACAUAUCCGAUGCUGGUGUGUCCACAACGUCUAUGCCCCUGUGGCCGGCAGAUAUUGCACCGACUCGUGCGGAAAUCCGAAAAUAGUGUGUGGACAACAACAAAGCAAUUUCUUCUCGGUGUUUAACAGAAAACUGAAUGAGAUACCAAUCUUCGGCGAUUCACUUCAACAUGAUGACAAAUGCCUUGUGUUUAAACCGCCCCAAACAUAUUCCUGGAAGGAAUGUACUGAUUUCCACAGGUUGUUGUGCAGCGAUGUUAUAGAUGGACGAAGGACUGCAAUAGUACAGCCUCAAUAUAGUCAUCAUUGGUAUCAAGCCAAUAUCGAUUGCUUUGAUCAAGACCUAUUUCCAGCAACUCUUGAGAGCAUACGAAAUGCUAACGUUAGUGACGUCGAUACCACAUAUCACUGGACAAGCUACAUACGUACAUCUUUAGUUAUAAAGGCAAAUAUUGAAGGUUUAAAACUUGAAGCCAACAAUGUCCAGUAUGCCUACAUGUCACCAGAUGGAAAAGUGAAUUUCACAGAAAGCGGUCAACGACGCGCUCUUUGCGAAGAUGCGAAAGAAACUUCUACACAACCCACAGAUUCGAGCACAGUAGACCACAUUGUUUCUUCACAAACAAAUUUUAGAACUCGUUCAACAGACAUCAGCAGCACACAACUACCUGCACAUUCAACUGAGACUAACAAAAGAGAGUUCCUUGGUAUAGGACUAGGUAUUGGUGUGCCAGUUGGAAUCGCAUUGUCGAUCGGAGGACUAGCUAUUAUUGCUUUACUCAGAAAAAGAAGAUUUGUAUCAUGUGUGAAGACAGAAUCAAGUUCAGACAACAACGAACCAACGUGUAAGAGAGCUGAACCGUACAAUGACGACUUGGCUGAUAGAAAUGAAAAAGACACUAACUACUGUUCGGUGGACAGAUAUCGAAAUGUUGAUUCAGAUGAAAGUAGUGUUCGCUAUGCGAAUACUGAACAGUAGGAGUGGAUAAUAUACAUCAAUAAAAGUCCUGUUAACAUGUGUUUGAAGAUACCCGUCAACGGAACAAUACAACGUUAUCUUAAAGUCGUGACAUAUUUUCUAUUUUAAGCACUUAUCUGAGUUAUCUGAAUCAUGCUUCGAGAGUGGUGAUAACAGUUUAAAGUUUAAAGGAGGUUAUGUGUUUUGCAAACCGUGUACAUCACGUUUUACAGGUGGACACUUUUUGGAAGAGAGUUAACAGAAGCGUUUACAAAUUAUGUACGUGAUAAUUCAAAUAUACAUUAUCCGCGAUAUACACUUUGUGUAACAUAACGACGAGAACUUGUUUUGUACAAUAGAAAAAAUAUAACGUAUCCAAAAAUACUAAAUAAUGUCGACGACUUAAAGUCGAAUGCUCUAGACUAUCGUAAAUAGCUUUCAGAUAGCAAUACUCAUGGAAU